Messenger RNA from Closterium sp. Naga37s-1, 3837 nucleotides. The record is from the annotation of a GenBank genome assembly. NCBI's taxonomy places the organism in Eukaryota, Viridiplantae, Streptophyta, Zygnematophyceae, Desmidiales, Closteriaceae.
AUGUUUCUCCCGUGCCCCUCUCUCCCCCUCUACCCCUUCGCGCCCUCUUCUCCUCUCCCCCUCUUCCCCUCUUCCCCUCAUCCCCUCACCCACACCCUUCGCCACUCUCCCACUCCCCCCUCGACCCGCCAGUCGAUGCACGGAAGGACAUCUGCUGCGGCUUUAAUCGCUCCUCGGCGCUGCAGUUAUGGAGUCGAUGCUUUGGGGGACAUCUACAGCGGCUUUAAUCGCUCCGCAACGCUGCAGACGUGGACGUGGGGCGAUCCGUGCGGCAGCGACGGCAGCGAGAACGCGGGCAGUCCGUGGCACGGCAUCACGUGCGACGUGUCGGCCGACCCGCAACGAGUGAUCGAAAUCAACCUAUCUGACUCGGACAUCAGCGGGUACAUCUCCGGGUCCGUCAGCGCGCUUAGCAACCUGCGAUCCUUCGUGGUGCCGAACAACGCCAUCAAGGGCGGCAUCCCCGCCGACCUCUCCGCGCUCACAGGGCUGCGCACCCUCGACCUGAGCAACAACCCGCUGGAAAACACCAUUCCGCCGGAAAUUGCGCGUCUCCCCGCGCUUUCCUCUCUAGACCUAUCGAGCUGCGAGCUGGAGGGCGACCUGCCGCGCCUGAUCAAGCUCUCCUCGCUCGUCGCACUGGACCUGAGCAACAACUCCCUCACGGGCUACAUCGACCCUGCCAUUGCCCACCUGCCUCACCUCUCCGACCUUACAUUCACUCCUCUCCACGUGCCCCACCCAUGCGCCAACCCCUGGACGCCACGUCUCUCGGCAUCGACCCCAUCUUUCCCAACUCUCUCACAUUUCCCCCAUUCCCACUCAUCUCCCCCCAUUCCCUCCCCCCCUUUUCCCCCCCUCUCUCCCCCCAUUCGCCUCCAUCUGUUCCCAUGCCCCCCGUUCUCCCCCAUCUUCCCCAUGCCUCCCCCGCAAAUCAGUGCGGUGGCAUUCAACCAGCUGUCAGGCAACCUCCCCCCCGCCCUCGGCACUCUCCCUUCACUCUCCUUCCUUGACAUCCGAGGCAACGCCUUCUCAGGCUACCUCCCCCUCUCCUACUCCAACAUAGAGCAAUUCCUCUACGACGGCACCCUCCCCCCCGCGCCCGCAGGCCCCUCCGCCUCCCCUCCGCCGCCCCCCAUCCCGCCCCCGCCUCCCCCGUCCGUCCCCCCGCCGUCCCCUGAGCUGCCUGGGUUCCCUGGCGGGGGGGAUGGAGGGGCGGAUGCUCCUGCUUCUCUCCCCUCCCCUCCCGCCCCUCCUCUCACUUCUCCCUCUCCUCGACCUCCUCCAACUGCCCGGGGUUCGCUCGCUCCGCCUGCGCCCCCCUCUCUUCCGCCUGUCCCCCCUGUAACCUUCCCCAACGGGUCCCACACUGGAAACGAAACCGGGGGAAAACCGGGAGGGAGCGGGGGGAAGGGGGGGGAAGGGGGAGGAGCAGGGGGUGCGGGGGAUGGGUAUUUCUACCUGGAUCCGUCAGUCCCGGAGAAUGAGACGCAAUCGCUGGUGCCUGUACCUGUGGGGUGCAAGCCGUGUGUGGGGGGGAGUGUGGCAAGGAAGCAUAAGAAGCUGUGUGUGUGCUCGUACCCGCUGCUGCUGGAGCUGCACCUGGGCAUGGAGUUCUCUAGGUUCAAUGACGUCACCAGAGAGAGCCUGGAGGAGCAGUUGGCGUUGAGCAGUCGGGUCACUUUUGAGUCGACUCAAAAGUCACUUUCCCACUCCCUCGUUUUCCCCUCCCUCACCCCCCCGUUUUCCUCUCCCCUCCAACCCCCACAGAGUCUGGAGGAGCAGUUGGUGUUGAGCAGUCGGGAGUGUGAUUGCCUCCUGUGCAGUGCUGUCUCCCGGCCGCACAGAAGCACUGCCGGUGGGAGUGGCGGGGCAUGCAGUGGACAUGCUGGUGGGGAGGACCUUGAGGAGCAGCUCGCACUGAGUCUGAACGUGAACCAGACCCAAGUGGCCGUAUACGCCACACGCCCCGGCAGUGUCAUAGCCUCCUGCGCAGUACUGCCGCCCGGCCGCACGGCUGCGCUGCCGGUGGGAGUGGCAGCCCAUGCGAGCCUUGAAGAGCAGCUGGCGUUGAGUCUGAACGUGAAUCAGUCACAAGUAGCUGUGUACGCCACACGUCCCGGCAGUGUCAUUGCCUCCUGUGCAGUGCUGCCCCCAGGCCGCACAGAAGCACUGCCGGUGGGAGUGGCGGGGCAUGCAGUGGACGUGCUGCUGGGGAGGAGGAAGCAGCGCCUGGAGCUGUUUGGCAUGGGCGCUGUGAAGGUGCUGGCGGUGCGGCUUCCCACGGUGCUGUUUGGCAUGGGCGCCAUGAAGGUGCUGGCAGUGCGCCUGCCCAUGGUGGUGCUGGAUAGGAACGGAGGUGCUGGCGUGCGGCUGCCCAUGGUGGUGCUGGAUAGGAACGGAGCCCCCACUCCCGCGUUUCCCAACUCCCCGCUUCAAUCCUACCCUUCCAGCACCCAAGCUGCAACCGCGGCAGCCACAGCAGCAGCAGUCGCCAGGGGCGGGGAGGCGGGGGGUGGCAGUGCCAGGGCACCCAAGCUGCAACCGCGGCAGCCACAGCAGCAGCAGUCGCCAGGGGCGGGGAGGCGGGGGGUGGCAGUGCCAGGGGUGCGGAGAUUCGCCCUGGCGGAGCUGCAGAUGGCAACAGACGACUUCUCCCCGCACACCAAGCUGCGGGACCACCCCCUAGGACCUGUGUACUGCGGUGACCUGCCUGACGGCACGGAGGUAGCGGUGAGGAGGAUAGAGGCAGCAGUAGUGGAGGGGCAGUCCGAUUCGGACUUUGAAGCAGUAGCAGCCAACAUGGCGCGGCUGCAGCACGCCCACGUGGUUCCGCUGCAGGGGUACUGCGUGGACGGGGGCGAGAGGAUGCUGGUGUUUGAGCAUUUUCACCUGGGCAGUCUGUACGAGCAUCUGCACGAUGGCAGCCGGAGCAUGCUCAUGACUUGGGACACUCGCGUGCAGAUCGCUGUCGGCUGCGCUCAAGCUCUAGAGUACCUGCAUGAGGAAUGUGUACCAGCCAUAGUGCAUCGUGGCAUCUCAUCAAGAGCCAUCCUGCUGGACGACCACAUGAGCCCCCGUAUUGCUGAUGCUGGGCUGGCUGUGCUCAACCCCACUGACGCUGAGGCUCAGACGCUAUCAGAGCAGCUGGUGGGGGGCUACGCAUACAACGCACCCGAGUAUGCCAUGUCAGGGGUGUACACAGCCAAGAGCGAUGUGUACAGCUUUGGAGUGGUGCUGCUGGAACUGCUAACAGGACGAAAGCCCGUCGACCCGUCCAAGCCCAAGUGGGAGUCAUCGCUAGUCCGCUGGGUGGCCCCCCUGCUGCAUGACGUGGUGGAGUUGGAGCGCAUGGUGGAUCCCUCCUCACCCUACCCCACCCCUUCCCUCAUCUUCUCCCACCAUCUUACUUCCCGCCUCAGCACCAAGCCAAAAUGGGACUCCUCGUUGGUGCGCUGGGCGGCCCCUCUGCUGCAUGACGUGGUGGAUCUAGAGAGCGCAUGGUGGAUCCAACCCUUGCUGGGCCCAUGUCCCCAUCUCUCCACACUUCCCUCGCCAUCAUCCUUUCCCCCCACACUGCUUACAGAUCCAAGCCCAAGUGGGAGUCUUCACUGCGCCAAGCCCAAGUGGGAGUCCUCACUCGUGCGCUGGGCGGCUCCCCUACUCCAUGAUGUUGUGGAGCUAGAGCGCAUGGUGGAUCCAACCCUGGCUGGACCCGUGCCUGACCCCCUCACUCUCACGCGCUACGCUGAAGUGAUCGCACGAUGCAUCCAGAGUCAAGGUCCUGCCACCGCCACCGCCACCAUCCGUAACCUCCUCUCCCCUGAUGGCUUUUAA